Molecule: messenger RNA, 2402 nt
Organism: Danio rerio (zebrafish)
Lineage: Eukaryota; Metazoa; Chordata; Actinopteri; Cypriniformes; Danionidae
Source: RefSeq, a predicted model, not a curated record
UGCUCUUUAAAUAGGUCCCCCGCAAACAAAAACGAGCCAAUUAUUGUAUAAGCGUUCCACUAAAUCCUAAACCAAACAUAUCAGCAAUUAAAGAUCAUAUUCAUUUUUUCAUUUGCACAGCAUGAGUACUCACUCCAUAGUAAAUAUCGACUGAGAUCACAGGCGACUUUAAACCGUGUCUUAAUCCUAACGUUAAAUAGGUGGAACGCGUGUUUCCUGUUUUUAGCUUAGCAUCACCGAUGCUGUAUGUUUUUUCGUUCACGACACAGCAGUAAAACACUGAUUUCACAGCUAUGGAUUCCCUGAACUUUGAGUCUGAGAUGGAGGCGGAUGGGCAGGGCAGUUACUCUCUGUUUCCAGCGCUGGACAGCAUGAGCAGCCUGACUGGAGCCGCCGAGAGUCUUGACCCUGAAACCCCCAGCGAGGUUGCAGAUAAACCAAACCUCACAUGGCUCGAUGCUGCUCAGAUUGUUUUGGAAGAGGCUGGACGGCCCAUGCACAUCAAAGAGAUCAAGCAGCGGAUCAUUGAUCGCGGACUGGUGCAGUCAAAUGCAAAGUCAAGCCUUGAGGCGGUCAUGUAUCGAGAGACGGAUGAAGAGAGACAGCAUGCAUUGCAGGCGUUCUCUGCCCAGUCGGCCUUUUCAAGUUCAGGUUCUGGCUCAUCUCUGGGACCCCUUCCUUCUCCAACGAGCCACACUGAGUCCAGAUCUAAAGUCAGGAAAGGUCCUCGCAAGAACCAAAAUGAGAAGUACCGGUUGAAGUAUAUCCGCCUUCGCAAAGCUUCUCGUGCCAUGAUAUUUGAAAAUGCAGCAUUAUAUGAUGAGAUUGCUCACCUGGAAGAAAAGUUUGUCAGGGCAAAAGAAGAAAGGAGAUUCCUGCUGAAGUCUUUGUUGCAGUAUCAGUCAGUGGCUGAAGGAGAGCCCGUGGUGACUCCUGGCUGCAGCACACAUACACCUGUCGCUCUGAGCUCCAGCACACCAGGUGGCGCUACUCUAGCAGGGAGUCACAGCCUGACCACUGGGCUCUCAGGACCUGAAGACAGCCUUUUGAAGAAACCCAAAAAAGAGCGAAAAGAGAGAGGAAGAGAGACCAGCAGGGAAGAACUCAUGAGGAAGAUUUGUAAGAAGAGGAAGGUAGCUGAGGGAGGAGCACGCAAGCUCGUGCAGCCCAUCUCGCUAGACUCUUCUGGAAGGCCACUCUUUCCCAUUGUGCUCGGUGGACUCACUGUUUAUAGCCUCGGGGAGAUUAUCACAGACAGGGCUCUGUUUCAUGAUGACACCGCUAUCUAUCCUGUGGGGUUCUGCAGCACUAGAGUUUUCGCCAGCAUGAAGAACCCUGAUCAGAAGUGUCUGUACACCUGCCAAAUCAAAGAUGGCGGCCAAGGACCACAGUUUGAGAUUGCUCCAGAGGACGACCCACAGAACGCAAUCGUGGCUUCGUCAGCCCUCACCUGCCAUGCUAACCUGCUCAAAGCCGUUGCUGCUCGCAGAGGCAAACCCUUGACCAGCGUUGUUCCAUCUGGAGCAGACUUUUUUGGUUUCUCUCAUCCCACCAUUCAGAACCUAAUCCAGAGCUGCCCUGGGGCUCGCAAAUGUAGCAAUUAUCAGUGGGUGCGUUUUGAAGUUUGUCGUCCUGGUGAUGGACAGGUGGCUCAUGGUCUUUCUGAGGACGAUGCAUCUGUGAACUUUGAGUCCUUUCAGCGAUUGCAGAGCUGUGAGGAGAGUCUGAGCAAUCAGGCAGAAUACAGCAGCACAGUUCGAGCCCAGCAGCCAAACAUCUCCUCUCACCUUCUGAGUCCAGCAGCCCUGCAGGCCAGUGUUGGGACGUCUCUCUCCAGCACUUGAGCUCAUUCAAACACCUCUGACAGAGAGCUUAAACCAAGGUUAGCUUUCAAACUUUCAAACGAUAAGCUCUUACCCAAACGAUUCCUGUUAAUGAAAUAAUUCCUACAUUGUGGUAAAGCCUUUUAUAAUAUUUAUAAUGUGAUACUCGCAUCUGCAUUAUGGCCAAGAAAUGCUGAAUAAAAUAACCAUUGGAUUGAGUAACAGUAGUCUAUUUUUAUAAUCAAUUCCACAACAUCCUUGCAAAGAAAAAUAAUCACUCUUAUUUUUUUCUUUUUUUUUCACUUCUUAAUUUGUUAUGAAAGGAAUAGUUCACUUAAGCAAUUUGACGAUUUCCUCAACAUUUACUCACACUCAAGUGAUUCUAAACUUUAUUAUCGGAAAGAAAAUUGAAAAAAUAUUUGAAAAUAGCAGCCAUCCAAAAAAAAUGGAUGCCUGUUCAACAGAAGAAAAAAAAAACUGAAGCAUUGUUUGCAGCAGCUAGAAGAUGGGUAAAUGGCAGAAUGUUUGGUUGGACUAUUCCUUUAAAUUGAAAUGUGGUGAUCCUUACUUUGAAAUACU